AUGCAACACGCCGAAACAAAUUCUUUUUUUACAAUAACAUCAGUAAUCUCUCCAAGUCCAUCCCGGCCUCGUCCCCGAGAAGGCUCGAGUUGCGAAGUGCCGAUUCCCGCACGUCGUACCCACGCACGGGCCCGCACUGCAAGUUGCCAUGCGGUCGCCAUCCGUCUCUGGCCCUCCGUUGUCUUGUUCCGGCUUCCAUUAACGACUUCACAUGCUGUUCUACACCAUCCACAAGGGCCCCCACGGCCUCGUCCUUCACCCCGACCAACCCCAGUUGUUCUAUCGCUAUUCUCUUCAUUCGCUGCCGAAGUCUUAAGAACAAAUCGAUGUCUAUCGCUUGACCUGGACGCAUAGGAUAGUAUGGCAUUCCAUCGUAAGUGGCAAUCUCGGGUGAGUACGACUGUACCAUCUUGGCAGGCGCAACUUGUGCACUCGCGUUGGAUAUUGGAGACGGCGGUGGCAGUUUCGGUGUGUUCUCCACCGGUCUUCGUCGCACUUUAGGAGAAGGCUUUUCAGGUGCCUUUGGUUUGGGUGGUCUUGGUCGAUCACUAAUCUCUGUCCCGCCUCUUGAUGGGGCACGUUUCAUCUUCUUAACUGGGUGCGCCGACGGUGACUCAUCCACUCCACUUGUCCUGAUGGUACCAUUCGCCAGGUCUUCGCGCGGUCUCUUGUGGCCUACCUUAGAUAGUUUGUUCUCUGCUUUGAUGGGUGCUUGCGCUGUGAGAGAUCCUAGUUUCUCUCGUCGAGGGCCGGUUGGUCGCCGGUCCUUGAGCGGGACCACAACUGGCAAAUCGCGCAAACCAUCCCGUCUCUGCUGGGCAUGGAAGAAGAUGUCUUGGAUGAUUUCGUUAUGUACAUGGAUCUUCUCUCUCGGAAGCACUUUGAGCAGUUCAUCCUCGAAUCGGGAUCGCGUCAGUCGUGCGCUGAUGAAGGCGCGAAACACCUCGACAUAGCGAGAGCACGCCUCCGUUGUAAGGCCAGCAGAUACAAGACGCUUGCGCAUGGCAUCGGGUUUCCCACUCAUUUAUACUGUAGGAUGCGGUGUUGCACAGAAGCCUUGGAUCGAAUGACGCGGUUUGAUUCAAAUCUGUGUCAUCCUGCUAAACAAAAAGCUGGGUGCGGGUUCACCGAAAAGCUUUGGGUUAGAAGUUUUCUAUGUUACAGAGGGGAAGUCUUGUUGCAGAUUUCCAACGGAGAAUUCGAUCCCCAAUCGCAGCAGAAACGACGCGAGAAGACGUGAUUCAAAGAUAUAGAACAAAAGAAAACCACUCCGAUUGCCCUUGGGUGUGACAAUAAUGCUUAAAAAAGGAUGUAUAUUCUAAGCUGCUUUGCAAGACUGGUGCUAUGCAGAAGAAAAAAAAGGCUCCAAACAGAGUUGUGAUUGAAAGACAGGCAGGUGGUGUCCUUCCCCUGAUUGAUCUCGACAGCAAUAGAGGUUGUAACCGGUUUGAGUUGGACAGAAAGCGAAGAACUUGGGCGGUCUCCUGAAUGGGUUGUGUGAGGUAUUGAGUUAGUCGCAAUGUUUGAAGAAUGAUUUGUUGGCUCACGAGUGACGGAAAGAUGCUCGCUUAUCGAUGAAUGACAUAAAUAACGAAAAUAAUGAGAAA
Molecule: messenger RNA, 1607 nt
Organism: Chondrus crispus (carragheen)
Lineage: Eukaryota; Rhodophyta; Florideophyceae; Gigartinales; Gigartinaceae
Exons: 2
Coding region: 1-354 (117 amino acids)
Source: RefSeq, a predicted model, not a curated record